Gastrolobium bilobum is the source of this 3012-nucleotide messenger RNA. RefSeq names its product probable LRR receptor-like serine/threonine-protein kinase At1g67720. The coding region runs from base 1 to 2793 and encodes 930 amino acids. Gene Ontology annotation, biological process: protein phosphorylation. NCBI's taxonomy places the organism in Eukaryota, Viridiplantae, Streptophyta, Magnoliopsida, Fabales, Fabaceae. The transcript has 15 exons. Gene Ontology annotation, molecular function: protein kinase activity; ATP binding; protein binding. The record is from RefSeq and is a predicted model, not a curated record.
AUGGAGAGUAGCCUUCUCUUCCUGUUUUCUCUCGCACUCUCACUCACACUGCUACUCCCAUCGCGUUUUUCCUCGGCUCAGAUCAUGCAGGGUUUUGUAAGUUUGGACUGUGGAGGUACAGAAAAUUUCAAUGAUGAAAUUGGUCUUGAAUGGACUCCUGAUGAUGAGCUUACUAUUGGAGAAAUAAGCACAAUAUCAGUUGCAAAUGAGACACGGAAGCAAUACAUGACACUACGACACUUUCCUGCUGAUUCCAGGAAAUACUGCUACACACUUGAUGUUGUCAGUAGGACAAGGUACCUGCUGAGGGCUACAUUCUUGUAUGGGAACUUUGACAAAAACAAUGUUUAUCCGAAAUUUGACAUUUCUGUUGGGGCUACACAUUGGUCUACUAUUGUUAUAUCUGAUGCUAACAGUAUAGAAAUGCGAGAGCUUAUAUUUUUGGCUUCAAGUUCUACUGUGAGUGUAUGCUUAUCAAAUGCAACAACCGGGCAGCCAUUCAUAUCUACGCUCGAGCUUCGGCAAUUCAAUGGUUCAGUUUAUUAUACACAGUAUGAGGAACAAUUUUACCUCAGUGUCUCUGCAAGGAUAAAUUUUGGUGCAGAGAGCGAUGCUCCAAUCAGGUAUCCUGAUGACCCUUUUGAUAGAAUUUGGGAGUCUGAUUCUGUGAAGAAAGCAAAUUAUCUUGUUGAUGUUGCUGCUGGAACUGAGAAAAUUUCUACCAACAUACCAAUUGAUGUUAACAGAGAUGAAAUACCACCGGUGAAAGUGAUGCAGACAGCCGUAGUGGGUACAAAUGGAUCUCUAACUUACCGGUUGAACUUGGAUGGUUUUCCCGGUACUGGUUGGGCAUUCACCUAUUUUGCAGAGAUUGAAGAUUUGGGUCCUAAUGAGUCCAGAAAAUUCAGGCUAGUACUUCCAGGCCAGCCUGAUCUCAGCAAGGCUAUUGUAAAUAUUGAAGAAAAUGCUCAAGGGAAAUAUCGCCUUUAUGAACCAGGAUUUACCAAUAUAUCCCUACCCUUUGUGCUUUCUUUUAGAUUUGGCAAGACAUCUGAUUCUUCCAAGGGACCUCUCCUAAAUGCCAUGGAGAUAAAUACGUAUCUGGAGAAAAAUGAUGGUUCUCUAGAUGGAGCGGCUAUUUCUGGUGUACUUUCACACUACUCUUCAGCAGACUGGGCGCAAGAAGGAGGUGACCCAUGUCUUCCUGUUCCAUGGUCUUGGGUCCGCUGUAGCUCAGAUCCUCAACCAAGAAUAGUUUCAAUCUUGUUAUCCAGUAGAAACUUGACUGGGAAUAUUCCUUUGGAUAUCACCAAAUUAGUUGGUCUGGUUGAACUAUGGCUUGAUGGAAAUAUGUUGACUGGCCCAAUACCAGAUUUUACUGGAUGCAUGGACUUAAAGAUCAUUCAUCUUGAAAACAAUCAGUUGAUGGGUGUGCUCCCAACCUCUUUGGUGAACCUUCCAAAUUUGAGGGAAUUGUAUGUGCAAAAUAAUAUGUUAUCUGGAAAAGUACCAUCAGAUCUUCUGAGCAAGGAAUUGGUUUUCAUCUACUCUGGAAACAUUAACCUUCAUAGAGGAAGCAGAAUAAAGAGCCACAUGUAUGUUAUUAUUGGUUCAGCAGUCGGGGCUUCUGUUCUACUUUUGGCUACUGUUAUAUCUUGCUUAUUUAUGCAUAAAGGCAAGAGAAGAUAUUAUGAGCAAGACCACAUCAUCUCUCUCCCUACUCAAAGGCUGGCUUCUUGGAAGAGCGAUGAUCCUGCAGAAGCUGCUCGCUGCUUCAGUUUUUCUGAAAUUGAAAAUGCUACAAAUAAAUUUGAGAAAAAAAUUGGUUCUGGUGGUUUUGGAGUUGUGUACUAUGGGAAAUUGAAAGAUGGAAAAGAGAUAGCAGUUAAAGUUCUAACCAGUAAUUCCUAUCAAGGCAAGCGAGAGUUCUCCAAUGAGGUGACUCUUCUCUCAAGAAUACACCACAGAAACUUGGUACAGCUUCUUGGGUAUUGCCGGGAAGAAGAGAAUAGUAUGCUUAUUUAUGAGUUCAUGCAUAAUGGCACUCUCAAGGAACAUCUUUAUGGCCCAUUGGCGCAUGGACAGAAUAUCAAGUGGAUUAAGCGACUUGAAAUUGCAGAAGAUGCUGCCAAAGGGAUAGAAUAUCUUCAUACAGGUUGUAAUCCUGUCGUUAUCCAUAGAGACUUAAAAAGCAGCAAUAUUCUUCUUGACAAGCACAUGAGAGCCAAAGUUUCAGAUUUUGGUCUUUCAAAACUUGCUGUUGAUGGAGUCUCCCAUGUUUCAAGUAUAGUUCGCGGGACAGUAGGAUAUCUGGAUCCUGAGUACUAUAUAUCCCAGCAGCUGACUGACAAGAGUGAUGUUUAUAGUUUUGGCGUAAUUCUUCUUGAACUCAUAUCUGGUCAAGAAGCAAUAUCGAAUGAAAGCUUUGGUGUUAAUUGCCGAAACAUAGUCCAGUGGGCAAAAUUACACAUUGAGAGUGGAGAUAUACAAGGUAUUAUUGAUCCCUUGCUACGGAAAGACUAUGACCUACAAUCAAUGUGGAAAAUAGCAGAGAAAGCAUUGAUGUGCGUUCAACCUCAUGGACAUAUGCGGCCAUCAAUUUCAGAGGUUCUAAAGGAGAUCCAAGAUGCAAUAUCUAUUGAGAGAGAGGUUGAAACAUUAAGGGAAGGCAAUUCGGACGAGAUGCCAAGAAAUUCUUUUCAUUCUUCCAUGAACAUGGGUUCAAUGGAUCUGGGUGGAGCUGAGAGUUACCUGUCAAUUGAUGAAUCCAUUGCACAGCCUACGGCAAGAUAAAUCUCUCUUGUGAACAAGCACAAUAUUUUCCUAUUUAUUUUUUCCUCUAACUUUAAUUUUUCUCUUUCCUUUUUUUUGUCUGGAGUCCUUGUUCAGUUAAUCAGUUGUUCAUAUUGGUCUAAUGUUUGAUGCCCCCUGCCAUCCAAAUGAACAGUGUGUAUGUAUACGGAAGUUUAUAUGUUCUGCUUUUGCAAGCAUCAAUGGCAUUGUGUACAUUGA